AUGCGCUGGGUCGACAGUUACGGUCGUCGCAGCUUGCUGCUGAUCGGCGGUGUCGGUAUGGUCGUCGGCCACGUUGUCUCGGCGACGGCGUUCACGAUCGGCUGCGACGGUGACACGGUGUCGCUUGGCUGCUCCAAGAGCGCGGGCUGGGUCAUGGUCAUCUCGACGAUGGUGUUCAUCUUCAACUUUGCGAUUUCAUGGGGUCCGAUCUGCUGGAUCUACCCGGCCGAGAUCUUCCCCAUGAACGUGCGCGCCAAGGCUGUCUCGGUGUCGACCAUGAUGAACUGGGCCAUGGGCGCGGUCAUGAUCGGUGUGCCCAAGCUCUUCCCGUACAUCAACAUCAACGGCGUCUUCUUCCUCUUUGCGGGUCUCUGCUUCCUCGCGAUGACGUUCGUGUACUUCAAGUGCCCGGAAACGAAGGGUCUCGUGCUCGAAGACAUUGAGCAGCUCUUUACCAAGGCCGGCGAGAAGCCCGCGUACAAGACGCACAAGACCCCGGACCAGACGGCGGUGUAA
Molecule: messenger RNA, 516 nt
Organism: Saprolegnia parasitica CBS 223.65
Lineage: Eukaryota; Oomycota; Saprolegniomycetes; Saprolegniales; Saprolegniaceae
Exons: 1
Coding region: 1-516 (171 amino acids)
Biological process (GO): transmembrane transport; carbohydrate transport
Cellular component (GO): membrane
Molecular function (GO): carbohydrate:proton symporter activity
Source: RefSeq, a predicted model, not a curated record